UCCCAAGCUUCUCAUUCCGGAAAAUUCCCUCAGCUCUGAAAACCUGGAGAACGCUUCCGGUUCCGGCAUGUGAUGCCGCCGCUCCCCGAUUGAUCAGUCCGUGCAAGUUUCCGGAUCAAAAUGGAUUUGGCUGUGGGUGAUAAAGGACCUGCAGUACUUCAGUUGCUCAAAUGGGGCUCUUCUCAGCCCCAGCUAAACUUGUCGGAAUUUCGUGAAGCUUACAUUUCACCUACAAGACAGUUAUUAUUGUUGCUUUCAUAUCAGUGUGAGGCUUUAUUGUUUCCUCUGAUUACAGGGGUCUCUACAGGUAGUAACAAUUUGGAGAGUAAUUUUGGUGAAAGUCUUAAAAGUACAGAGACAGAGCAUGGUAGGUCAGAUUUAACAAGGGAUGAUUUGCCGUGCACAUCUGGAUCAGUAGGAGAUGUUGAUAAUGAUUUGAGUUUUGGAGGGGAUAGUUUAAGAUCUGAAAGUAACCCAUUUGUUGGUGAUGUUAACUCUCUGGCUUGGGGCAUUUGUGAGGACACUUAUAAUCAGCACCAGGAUUCUUUAUUUAGAGAACUUUUGUUUGUUUGUGGCAAGCAAGGUAUUAUGGUCCAUGCUUUUGUUGAAUCCACCGGAAACACUACAAUUACCAGCGAUGCACGGGAAGGUAGGUAUAGGCAAGGGAGGUGGGUUGAGUGGGGGCCUUCUGCUUCUGUAGUUGGAAAUAUGGAGUUGGAGGAACCUACAAGCUUGAGUUCUGAAGCCACUGGAAAUAGUGAGUUUAACAAAGCCAAUGGAAAAAGUGAAAGUCCCCAUGCUUGUAAUGUGGAUGGGAAUGAUGAGGUGUCCAAAAGUGUUGCUUCUAAGAGAUGGUUGCAAUCUUUUUUGACUAAAGUUGAAAAUGUUGAAGAUAAUGGUAAGAUAUUGACCAGAUUUCCGGAAAAGUCAUCGUUACCUAGCUCUGCAAGAAUUGUUUCAUUUAGUUUAUUUGAUAGUAGUUCGCCAAUUUUGGAGUACCUUUCAAAAAAUGAUUCUGCAUCAGAUAAGGCAUGUGGUCAGGAAAGACUUUAUGAGUCGGAGAAUGAUAAAUCUCUAAAUUUAGACAUAACUUCAUCUGAUCCACAUUUCAAGUCUGAAACUCUGUCCAAUCUUUUUGGUGUUGGAAUGGAUAGUGUAUACAAAUGCUGCAGAGUGUUCUCAAGCAAUUCACAUUACUUCAUUGGAUUUGUUUUCACACAGGUUGAUCCGGUAAUUGUCAAUACUAGUGAUGAUAGUGGAAAAAGCAAGAAGAAUAAUGUACUGCUUAUUUCUAGAUUAGACGACGCGGGAAUUCAUUGGGUUUCCACAGUGAAGCCUGAUGAAAGUCCACAUAUCGGCUCAGUAGGACAAUGGACAGACUUCCACUUUUCCGAUAAACUUCUUGUUUGUCUUAAUGCUUGUGGGCUAAUUGUAUUUUAUGCAGCAAUGUCAGGUGAGUAUGUUGCACAUAUAGAUAUUUUAGAGACUUUAGGAAUCAACACUGGGUUGCAUUUGCAGAAGCAGGAAGCAGUUUCCACAGAUUAUGAUGAGCAUAUUAGUCAAGUUGAUGACAUUCGGAACAAAUCAGUUUUGCAACAUAUAGAUUAUUCUGGCAGUAGAGUUUUUAAAAAGUUGAUUGCUGCUUCACAUACCACCCUAGUAGCUGCUAUAGAUGAUUAUGGUGUAAUAUAUGUAAUUUCUGCUGGUGAAUAUCUACCGGACAAAUAUAAUACAAAUGCGAAACUACUUCCACAUAUUCAGCAUUUGGAACUUGGAAUAUUGGCUGGUUGGGAAGUUGGCGGUUCUCAUAUAGGCCACCAAAGAGAAUAUUCUGACAUACCUGAUUCGUGGAAUUCCAUCAUUCCAUCCAUGAUGAAAGGAAGAUCCUUCCUGGAUGAUUUUGGGGAACAAGUGCUUCAGAGAAACAAAGAGUUAUACCUCAAACAAGAAGGGACUGGAUACAGGUCAGAAGUAACUGAUCAGAAGUUUGAUGAGUCUCACAGAAAGGGACACCUUAUGCGCAAGAUCUUUGUUCCCAGUUAUAGAUUUAGUGAGGAUGAUAUCAUCUGUUUUUCUCCAUUGGGAAUUACUCAGCUUAUGAGACACCAAAAUUCACGUGAUCAGAGGGGUUCUCAAAUGGUUCAUAUCAAUAUGCAUGCAGAAUCAGCAGUAUGUGAUGACAGCUUUUUGAAUACCGGUUGUAAAAAGUUUUAUCUCCAUGAGAAAGAAGAAUACUUCAUCGGUGAGGCAGUGGGUUGCACAUUCCAGGGAUGCAUUUAUUUGGUUACGAUAAGUGGACUUUCGGUGGUGCUUCCCUCUAUUGCAGUUUCAUCAAAUUUUCUUCCUGUAGAAGUUAUUGGAUGUCGACAGUUGUGUCUCAAUUCAGGCAUUGGGUAUCAAGGGAAGGCUAUAAGGGGAGAUAAAGAAUCUAAACAGCCGUGGUCACCUUGGAAUGUUGAAAUUCUGGAUAGAGUUCUCCUAUAUGAAGGUGCUGAAGAAGCCGAUCGCUUAUGCUUGGAGAACGGUUGGGACCUGAAAAUAUCUCGGAUGCGUCGGCUGCAGUUGUCACUGGAUUACUUGAAAUUUGAUGAGAUAGAGCGAUCAUUAGAAAAGCUUGUGGGUGUCAAUUUGGCAGAAGAGGGUGUGCUUAGAUUGCUCUUUGCGGCUGUUUAUCUGAUGCUUCGUAAAGUUGGCAAUGAUAAUGAGGUUUCUGCUGCAUCAAGGCUUCUUGCAGUGGCCACUUCUUUUGCGACGAAAAUGAUUCGCAAGUAUUGGUUGCUAGAACAUAGGAAAAGGAAAGAUGCAUACGAAUCUGGUAGGACCCAACUUCUAUCUCUUCCACCAGUUUCACCGGUGAAGAUAGAAGAUGAAAUGGCAAAUUCAAGGAGGCUUCGUGAGAUGGCUCACUUUUUGGAGAUAAUUCGAAAUCUCCAAUCUCGACUUGGUUCAAAGUAUAAGAGGCCAGGCCAAGAACUGGUGGAUAGUGGGGAAGCAUCAAGAUUGGUUGAGACUGAUUUAUUGCAGAAUGAAUCGCAGUUAUCAAUUGUAUCUGUGGACGCUAUAUCUUUGGAGACAUCCAAACAGCAUGAAGUUUCUUUCCCUGUAUCGACAUCAGGCCUUAACUAUAAUGAGAAUCUUGCUUUAACACCUGUGGAUUCUAAAGUCCCUUUGGACCCAGAGGAUUUGAGUGAAGUGUCUGCUCUUGUGCCACGAGGAGGGCUCUUAGAGAAGAAAAUUUUUCCCUUAGAGAAUCCCAAGGAGAUGAUUGCUCGUUGGAAGAUAGAUAAUCUAGACCUUAGGGCAGUAGUCAGUGAUGCUUUACUCUCUGGUCGUCUGCCCUUAGCAGUUCUUCAACUACAUCUUCAUCGUUCAAGAGAUUCAUUUUCUGGAAAGGAGCCUCAUGAUACUUUCACUGAAGUCCGUGAUGUUGGUAGAGCUAUUGCUUAUGAUCUGUUUUUGAAGGGUGAGUCUGGACUUGCUGUGGCCACAUUGCAAAGGCUUGGAGAGGAUGUAGAAACCAGCCUUAAGCAGUUAUUAUUCGGCACUGUGAGAAGAUCUCUUCGUGUGAAAAUCACUGAGGAGAUGAAUAAAUAUGGUUACCUGGGAUCGUAUGAGUGGAAGAUAUUGGAUAGGAUAUCACUCAUUGAGAGGCUAUACCCCAGCAGUAGUUUCUGGAAAACGCUUCAUGGACGGCAGAAAGAAUUCACUCAAAUUCCAGCAAGUUCCAGUUUGCCCAAGAGAUAUUAUUUGCGCCUAUUGGAUUCAGCUCUAGUCAACAAUUUUACCAUCGAGUGUGAUGAAAUUGAUGGAGUUGUUUUUGGUUCAUGGACAAAUGUAAAUGAAAAUCCUUCUGGUCCUAUGGUUGAUGAAGAUAAUGCUUACGCUGGUUACUGGGCUGCUGCUGCUGUAUGGUUUAGUUUCUAUGAUCAAAGAAGCGUUGAUCGAAUCGUCUUGGACCAGUCAUCUUUCAUGGGCGUGAAUGUAUUGUGGGAAUCACAGCUUGAGUACCAUGUAUGCCACAAUGACUGGGAGGAAGUUUCUAGACUCCUGGACCUUAUUCCUGCACAUGUUCUUGUCGUUGGAAGCCUCCAAAUCAAUUUGGAUGGGCUACAGCCUGCUUCAACUUUUGAAUGCAAUAGAGGUUCUGACUACAGUGAUUACCUCUGCUAUGUUGAAGAACUGGAUGCUGUUUGCAUGGAUGUACCAGAGAUCAAAGUUUUCAGGUUUUCGUGUGAUGGUAUGUGCUCCAUAUGGUUAAAGAUGCUGAUGGAAGAAAAACUUGCAAGGAAACUAAUUUUCUCAAAGGAAUAUUGGGAAGGCACAGCAGAUAUACUUCCUCUUCUUGCUCGUUCUGGCUUCAUUACUAGCAAGUAUGAGAUCACUUCAGAGGAUGAUAAUAUUGAGGAUAAAUCAGUCCUGAAAUUUCCGGAUGGUGGUACCAUACAGGCUUUACAUAAACUACUUAUUCAUCAUUGCUCACAGUACAACUUGCCAAACCUUCUGGACCUUUACCUUGACCAGCACGAGUUGGUAACAGAUAGUAAUUCAGUUCGUUCACUUCUGGAAGCCGCAGGAGAUUGUGAAUGGGCACGAUGGUUGCUCCUCUCUAGAGUUAAAGGGUGUGAGUAUGAAGCAUCAUUUUCCAAUUCUCGCGCGAUGCUUUCACACAAUCUAGUUCCGGAUAGUAACCUCCAUGUUCAGGAGAUGGAUGAAAUAAUUCGUACUGUUGAUGACAUUGCAGAAGGAGGGGGAGAAUUGGCAGCUUUGGCAACCUUAAUGUAUGCCUCUGCCCCCUUUCAAAGUUGUCUAAGUAGUGGUAGUGUAAAGAGGCAUAGUAGUACAUCAGCCCAGUGCACACUGGAGAAUCUCAGGCCCACGCUUCAGCGUUUCCCUACACUAUGGCACACAUUUGUAUCAGCAUGUUUCGGGCAAGAUACAACUUCCAAUCUUGUGGGGCCUAAAGCAAAGAAUGGUUUAUCAGAUUAUUUAAGUUGGCGUGAUGACAUAUUCUUCUCUUCUGGACGUGAUACUUCACUUCUGCAAAUGCUUCCAUGCUGGUUUCCGAAGGCUGUGCGGAGGUUGAUUCAGCUUUAUGCUCAGGGUCCUCUUGGAUGGCAAUCAAUACCAGGUCUGCCUGUGGGAGAAAGUCUGCUGCACAGAGAUAUAGAUUUUGUUCUAAACACUGAUGACGAUGUAGAAAUCAGUGCCCUAUCCUGGGAAGCAACUAUCCAAAAACACAUUGAGGAGGAACUCUAUAGUUCUGCACUUGAGGGAAAUGCGCUUGGGCUUGAACACCAUUUACACCGUGGACGUGCUUUAGCUGCUUUUAAUCAUUUUCUUGGUUUGAGAGUUCAAAAAUUGAAAUCAGAAGGAAAAGGACAAAUACAAGCAAAUGUUCAAGCAGAUGUUCAGACACUUCUUGAACCUAUAACAGAAAGUGAAGAGUCUCUUCUUUCAUCAGUCAUGCCACUUGCAAUUAUGCAUUUUGAGGAUUCUGUGCUGGUUGCUUCGUGCGCUUUUCUCCUGGAGCUUUUUGGGUAUUCUGCCAGCAUGCUCCGAAUAGACAUUGCUGCUCUGAAACGGAUGUCUUAUUUUUACAAAUCAAGUGAAAAUACUGACAACUUAAGGAAAAUUUUGACAAAAGGGUCUGCAUUUCAUGCAGUUGGCCAUGAAAGUGAUAUAAUGGAGUCUCUCGCUCGAGCUCUAGCCGAUGAGUAUCUGCAGCAGGAUAGUGCCAGAAUGACUAAGCAAAAGGGUACUCCAAGUUUAGCUGUGGUUAAGCAACCUUCACGAGCUCUUAUGCUUUUCUUAGAAUUCUUGGAAAAGGCUAGCCUUCCUUCAAUGGUGGAUGGGAGAACAUGUGGGUCUUGGCUGUUGAGUGGUGAUGGUGAUGGAAUCGAGUUGAGAUCUCAACAGAAAGCUGCAAGCCAUCGCUGGAACUUAGUUACAAUUUUCUGCCAGAUGCACCACCUUCCCUUGAGCACUAGAUAUCUUUCUGUACUGGCAAGAGACAAUGAUUGGGUUGGGUUUUUGUCAGAAGCUCAGAUUGGAGGAUAUCCUUUCGACACAGUGGUCCAAGUGGCAUCAAAGGACUUUUGUGAUCCACGUCUUAAAAUUCAUAUUUCGACAGUUCUGAAAGCCAUGCAGUCAAGAAGAAAAGCUAGCUCUUCAACAACAGAAACUAUAGAGAAAAGGAGUGAAGCUUCCUUUACUGAUGAAAGCAUUUGUGUCCCAGUUGAACUUUUUAGAAUAUUAGCAGAAUGUGAAAAGCAGAAAAACCCUGGAGAGGCCAUUUUGAUGAAAGCAAAGGAGUUAUCUUGGUCAAUUUUGGCUAUGAUUGCAUCCUGCUUUUCAGACGUGUCUGCAAUAUCUUGCCUAACAGUCUGGCUGGAAAUCACUGCUGCAAGGGAAACUUCAUCUAUCAAGGUGAAUGAUAUUGCUUCCAGAAUUGCAAAUAAUGUUGGAGCAGCUGUGGAAGCUACUAAUGCUCUGCAAGCAGGAGGGAGUAAAUCCCUUACAUUUCAUUACAGUAGGCAGAAUGCAAAAAGGAGGCGGCUCCUGGAGCCCAACUUAGGAGAACCCUCAGCCACUACAAUGUCUGGAAUUCUGGGUUCACCUGUGGGUGUGAAAAUAUUUGACCAGGGAACUAUUUCUGAAGACGAAAGAAAUAUAGAACUUGGCGGAAAUAUGAUUCUCUCAACUGAUUCUGAUGAAGCGUCUGUUUCACUGUCGAAGAUGGUUUCAGUGCUUUGUGAGCAGCACCUGUUCCUGCCUUUGUUAAGAGCAUUUGAAAUGUUCCUUCCUUCAUGUUCUCUUGUACCUUUCAUACGUGCACUUCAGGCAUUUUCACAAAUGCGCCUUUCUGAAGCAUCAGCACACUUAGGUUCAUUUUCUGCCCGAAUCAAAGAAGAUUCAACUCGCUUACAGACAAAUGUAGGAAGAGAUAUGCACAUUGGUGCAUCAUGGAUAAGCUCUACGGCUAUUAAAGCUGCGGAUGCCAUGCUUUUGACUUGUCCAUCUCCUUAUGAAAAGAGAUGCUUACUAAAACUUCUUGCUGCCACUGAUUUUGGCGAUGGAGGUCCUGCAGCUACUUAUUAUCGGCGGCUUCAUUGGAAAAUUAAUCUAGCGGAGCCACUAUUACGCAAGGAUGAUAUUUUGCAACUGGGGGAUGAAACUCUAGAUGAUGGUGCACUUGCAACAGCAUUGGAAAGUAAUAGGCACUGGGAGCAAGCACGCAACUGGGCCAGACAGUUGGAGGCCAGUGCUGGAGUUUGGAAAUCUGCUGUUCAUCAUGUAACUGAAACUCAGGCUGAAUCUAUGGUAGCUGAGUGGAAGGAAUUUCUUUGGGAUGUCCCUGAGGAGAGAAUCGCCUUAUGGGGACAUUGCCAAACGCUGUUUAUCAGAUAUUCCUUCCCUGCUUUACAGGCUGGGCUAUUUUUCCUUAAGUAUGCAGAAGCUCUGGAAAAAGAUCUUCCAGCUAGGGAGCUUCAUGAGCUGUUGCUGCUUUCACUACAAUGGUUAAGCGGAAUGAUUACUCAGUCCAAUCCAGUUUAUCCACUUCAUCUGAUUCGGGAAAUCGAGACUAGAGUAUGGCUCUUGGCGGUAGAAUCAGAGGCACAGGGUAAGAGUGAAGGAGACUUCAAUCUAAGCAGUUCCAUCCGUGAUCCUAUUCACAAAAAUAGCUCCAGUAUUAUUGACAGAACAGCAAGUAUCAUAACAAAAAUGGACAAUCACAUCGGUACAUUUAAGAAUAGAACUGUAGAGAAACAUGAUGCAAGGGAAAAUAACCAGGCAUAUCACAGGAACCAAGUAUCAGAUGUUAGCUUUCCAACCACCACUGCAGGGAGUACAAAGACUAAGCGAAGGGCAAAAGGCUAUGUGCCAUUACGACGGCCAGUAGUGGACUCACCAGAAAAAAGCGCUGAUCCUGAUGAGGGUUCUAAUUCUCUUAAUGUUAGACAUGAAUUGCAGUCUCAGGAUGAAAACUUAAAAUCAGACAUGUCCUUUUCACGGUGGGAGGAAAGGGUUGGACCUGCAGAGCUGGAAAGGGCUGUUCUUUCUUUAUUAGAAUUUGGACAAAUAGCUGCUGCAAAGCAACUCCAGCAUAAGCUGUCUCCAGUAAAAGUACCAUCUGAAAUUUUACUUGUGGAUUCCGCACUGAAGCUUGCUGCUAUGUCAACUCCAAGUAAAACAGUAUCUUUAGCAAUGCUUGAUGAAGAAGUACGUUCGGUUAUUCAGUCCCACCAUAUUCCGACCCAGCAACAUGAAGUUGAUACACUGCAGGUUUUGGAGAAUCUAGCAACCAUUUUUACUGAAGGUUGCGGACGUGGACUAUGCAAGAGGAUAAUAGCAGUAAACAAAGCAGCAUGUAUGUUAGGUCUUCCAUUUCCGGAGGCAUUUGCCAAGCAGCCAAUUGAAUUACUACAGCUGCUUUCCCUUAAAGCACAAGAAUCAUUUGAGGAGGCACAUCUCCUUGUCAGUACUCAUUCAAUGCCCGCAGCCAGUAUUGCUCAGAUUCUUUCAGAAUCCUUUCUAAAGGGCUUAUUGGCAGCUCAUCGUGGGGGAUAUAUGGAUUCUCAAAAAGAAGAAGGACCUGCUCCCUUACUCUGGAGAUUUUCAGACUUCUUAAAGUGGGCAGAGCUUUGUCCUUCUGAACAAGAAAUUGGGCAUGCACUAAUGCGCUUGGUUAUUACUGGACAAGAAGUACCACAUGCUUGUGAGGUUGAGCUUCUAAUUUUGUCCCACCACUUCUACAAACUAUCAUCUUGCCUUGAUGGAGUUGAUGUUCUUGUAGCCCUUGCAGCUACUAGAGUAGAAGCUUAUGUGUCUGAGGGUGAUUUUUCAUGUUUGGCCCGUCUGAUAACUGGAGUAGGAAACUUCCACGCCCUGAAUUUCAUUCUUGGAAUUCUUAUUGAAAAUGGCCAACUGGAUCUCCUUCUUCAGAAGUAUUCAGCUGCCGCAGACACGAAUGCUGGCACUGCUGAGGCUGUCCGGGGAUUUCGGAUGGCUGUUCUGACAUCAUUGAAGCAUUUUAAUCCCAAUGACCUUGAUGCUUUUGCUAUGGUCUACAAUCACUUUGACAUGAAACAUGAAACGGCUGCUCUUUUGGAGUCACGAGCAGAGCAGUCAUCAGAGCAGUGGUUCAUUCGUUAUGACAAGGAUCAGAAUGAGGACCUUCUAGACUCCAUGCGUUAUUACAUUGAAGCUGCUGAAGUUCACAAAUCCAUUGAUGCUGGCAACAAAACACGCAGAGCAUGUGCUCAGGCCUCCCUCUUGUCUCUUCAGAUUCGGAUGCCAGAUUUCCACUGGCUGUACCGAUCCGAAACCAAUGCCAGGCGUGCCCUAGUGGAGCAGUCUCGUUUCCAAGAGGCCCUCAUUGUUGCUGAAGCCUAUGGUCUUAACCAGCCAAGUGAGUGGGCCUUGGUACUUUGGAACCAGAUGCUCAAACCAGAAGUUCUGGAAGACUUUGUGGCUGAAUUUGUGGCUGUUCUUCCUCUCCAGCCCUCGAUGCUCGUUGACCUAGCAAAGUUCUAUAGGGCUGAGGUGGCAGCGAGAGGGGACCAAUCCCAGUUUUCAGUUUGGUUAACUGGGGGAGGGUUGCCAGCGGAAUGGGCAAAAUAUCUGGGGAGGUCGUUUAGAUGCUUGUUGAAAAGGACUAGAGAUUUGAAGUUGCGGUUGCAGUUGGCUACUGUGGCAACUGGUUUUGGAGAUGUCAUUGAUGCAUGUACAAAGGCGUUAGAUAGGGUCCCUGAGAAUGUUGGACCUCUUGUCCUGCGGAAAGGCCACGGUGGUGCUUAUCUACCACUCAUGUGAGUUUGAUAUGAUGGUGAUGACGAUAAGAUCCUACAAGCGGGUUCUUCAAACGAAAAAGAGGGGGAAGGAGAAAAGUAGGAAAAGAAACGUAGGAAUGGGAAUAGAAACCAUACAGGACAUGUAAAUUUGAUAGAGUUUGUAAAUGUAGUUGACAGGUUUGAUAGAUCCUCAUUCUUUUUCCAGCUUCAUUCGAUAAGCCAAAAGCAGCGACCAGUUUUGACAAAGAAGCAAAGCAUGUAGAUCAGAUCAUUAGCUAAUUCUAGCCCAAAGUUGUGUAGUAUAUGAUUUUGUUC
Messenger RNA from Fragaria vesca subsp. vesca, 10106 nucleotides. RefSeq lists its product as uncharacterized. Gene Ontology annotation, cellular component: cytoplasm. The record is from RefSeq and is a predicted model, not a curated record. Lineage: Eukaryota; Viridiplantae; Streptophyta; Magnoliopsida; Rosales; Rosaceae. Bases 121 to 9813 code for a protein of 3230 amino acids. The transcript has 26 exons.